GCGCCGAGGGCGGCGCGGGCGCAGCAGCCAUGGGGGCCCUGACCAGCCGGCAGCACGCGGGCGUGGAGGAGGUGGACAUCCCGUCCAACUCCGUGUACCGCUACCCGCCCAAGUCCGGAAGCUAUUUCGCCAGCCACUUCAUUAUGGGAGGAGAGAAGUUUGAUUCAACUCAUCCCGAAGGCUACCUGUUUGGAGAGAACAGCGAUCUGAACUUUCUGGGGAACAGACCAGUUGCGUUUCCUUACGCUGCCCCUCCUCCCCAAGAACCAGUGAAGACUCUGAGAAGCCUGAUCAACAUCCGAAAGGAUACACUAAGACUCGUCAAAUGUGCCGAGGAAGUGAAGACCCCGGGGGAAGAGGCCGGCAGAGCGAAAGUCCACUACAACGUGGAGUUCACGUUUGACACAGAUGCUCGGGUGGCCAUCACCAUCUAUUAUCAGGCCACCGAAGAGUUCCAGAAUGGGAUUGCCAGCUACAUCCCCAAAGACAACAGCCUGCAGUCAGAGACGGUGCACUACAAGCGUGGAGUGUGCCAACAGUUCUGCCUGCCCUCCCACACCGUGGACCCCUCCGAGUGGGCUGAAGAGGAGCUUGGCUUUGACCUGGACAGAGAGGUUUACCCGUUAGUGGUCCAUGCUGUGGUGGAUGAAGGAGAUGAGUAUUUUGGCCAUUGCCACGUCCUGCUGGGCACUUUUGAAAAGCACACAGACGGGACUUUCUGUGUCAAGCCCCUCAAACAGAAACAAGUAGUGGAUGGGGUCAGCUACCUCCUUCAGGAGAUCUAUGGAAUUGAAAACAAGUACAACACGCAAGAGUGUAAGGUGGCUGAGGAUGAAGUGAGUGAUAACAGUGCCGAGUGUGUGGUGUGUCUCUCAGACGUGCGGGACACCUUGAUUCUGCCCUGUCGUCACCUCUGCCUGUGUAACACCUGCGCCGACACCCUGCGCUACCAGGCCAACAACUGCCCCAUCUGCCGACUGCCCUUCCGGGCACUGCUUCAGAUCAGAGCCAUGAGGAAGAAACUGGGCCCUCUGUCCCCAACCAGCUUUAACCCCAUCCUCUCAUCCCAGACAUCCGACUCAGAAGAGCAUUCAUCCUCAGAGAACAUUCCACCGGGUUAUGAAGUGGUAUCUCUUCUGGAGGCCCUCAAUGGGCCCCUUACCGCAUCCCCGGCAGUCCCCCCACUCCACGUGCUUGGAGACAGACACCUCUCGGGAAUGCUGCCUUCCUAUGGCAGUGAUGGCCACCUACCUCCUGUCCGGACGCUCUCCCCCCUUGACCGCCUGUCCGACUGCAGCAGCCCAGGACUCAAGCUCAGAAACAGUCUCUCCAAGUCCAUCUCCCAGAAUUCUUCUGUGCUGCACGAAGAGGAAGAUGAGCGUUCAUGCAGCGAAUCCGAGACGCCCCUGUCGCAGAGACCGUCAGCCCAGCAUCUCAGAGAGGAAUGUGGCAUCACCCCAGAAAGUGAGAACCUGACCUUGUCAUCGUCAGGAGCUAUUGACCAGUCGUCCUGCACGGGGACACCUCUCUCCUCCACAAUUUCCUCCCCAGAAGACCCUGCCAGCAGCAGUCUGGCCCAGUCGGUCAUGUCCAUGGUGUCCUCCCAGAUCAGCACCGACACCGUCUCCUCCAUGUCCGGCUCCUACGUCGCCCCCGGCACGGAAGAGGACGGGGAGGCUCUCCCCUGCCCCCGGGCCUCCAGCAGGACCCCCUCAGAGGAAGGAGAGGUGACACCAGCGGCGUCUCCAGACUGCAACUUCGCGGGGCUCGCCGCCGCCGCCGAAGAGCAGGAUGCAGAGGGAAAUGAUGUUCUAGAAGAAGAGGACGGAUCACCCACACAAGAAGAUGGCCAGAGGACAUUCGCAUUUCUAGGUAUGGAGUGUGACAAUAACAAUGACUUUGACAUCGCCAGCGUGAAAGCACUGGACAAUAAGCUGUGCUCUGAGGUCUGCUUACCCGGUGCCUGGCAGGCUGAUGACAACGUGGUCAGUCGUCGGAACACGCAGCGCCGACGCCUGUCUUCUGCCAGCCUGGAGGACCCUGAGAACAGGCUCUGCGUGUGGGGUCCUUUGGCCAUCUGAGAGCCCUAGCCCCUGAACCAGGGCUCUCCUCCCGCCCUCGCAUCCCAUCCUGGCCUCAUGGCACCACGGACCUCCCGGGCAUCCUCAGCAAAACACAUGGAGACUUUUUAGACCCACGUGAAAGCUGGAUGCUGAGGGCACCUGCCCCUUCUCCCAGGCUCAUCUUCCACAUCCGUGAUCCUUCCUCUCUCAGAAGGGACCGGAAGCCUCUUUUCUCUUUGUGGGCUAAAGCCACUCAAUGAACUGCAGCUCAUGAGACCCUUUGCAGAGAGUCUCUGGAAUGUUUCCACUGUAUCUUGACCUUCAGGUGGAGCUGUGGUCCACAGACUGGUUAUUUCUCGUGCAUCU
Molecule: messenger RNA, 2429 nt
Organism: Lagenorhynchus albirostris (white-beaked dolphin)
Lineage: Eukaryota; Metazoa; Chordata; Mammalia; Artiodactyla; Delphinidae
Gene: RNF157
Product: ring finger protein 157
Exons: 19
Coding region: 30-2081 (683 amino acids)
Biological process (GO): protein ubiquitination
Cellular component (GO): cytoplasm
Molecular function (GO): ubiquitin protein ligase activity
Source: RefSeq, a predicted model, not a curated record